Messenger RNA from Sorex fumeus (smoky shrew), 1096 nucleotides. RefSeq names its product G protein-coupled receptor 52 (gene GPR52). The transcript has a single exon. The record is from RefSeq and is a predicted model, not a curated record. Gene Ontology annotation, cellular component: membrane. The coding region runs from base 6 to 1091 and encodes 361 amino acids. Gene Ontology annotation, molecular function: G protein-coupled receptor activity. Lineage: Eukaryota; Metazoa; Chordata; Mammalia; Eulipotyphla; Soricidae. Gene Ontology annotation, biological process: G protein-coupled receptor signaling pathway.
AAGCCAUGAACGACACCAGCUGGGCCGAAUGGAAGCCCCUGAACACGAGCAGUGGCCCCGUGAAUGUGUCCGAGCAUCACGCCUGCCCGCUGGGAUUCGGCCACUACAGCGCGGUGGACGUCUGCAUCUUUGAGACGGUCGUCAUUGUCUUGCUGACUUUUUUGAUCAUCGCCGGGAAUUUGACGGUCAUCUUCGUCUUCCACUGUGCGCCGCUCCUGCACCACUACACCACCAGCUACUUCAUCCAGACCAUGGCCUACGCCGAUCUCUUUGUCGGAGUCAGCUGCCUGGUUCCCACCCUGUCCCUGCUCCACUACUCCACCGGAAUCCACGAGUCUCUCACCUGCCAGGUGUUCGGAUAUAUCAUCUCCGUCCUGAAAAGCGUUUCCAUGGCAUGUCUUGCUUGCAUCAGCGUGGACCGCUACCUCGCCAUCACCAAGCCCCUCUCCUACAACCAACUGGUCACCCCUUGCCGCCUGAGGAUCUGCAUUGUUUUAAUCUGGAUCUACUCCUGCCUCAUCUUCUUGCCUGCCUUUUUCGGCUGGGGGAAACCUGGUUACCAUGGUGACGUUUUUGAGUGGUGUGCCACCUCAUGGCUCACCAGUGCCUACUUCACGGGCUUCAUUGUUUGUUUACUUUAUGCGCCCGCUGCCUUUGUGGUCUGCUUCACUUACUUCCACAUUUUCAAGAUCUGCCGGCAGCACACCAAAGAGAUAAAUGACCGGAGGGCCCGAUUCCCCAGCCACGAGGUGGACGCCUCCGGUGAGACUGGCCACAGCCCCGACCGUCGCUACGCCAUGGUCCUAUUUAGAAUCACUAGUGUUUUUUACAUGCUCUGGCUCCCCUAUAUCAUUUAUUUUCUCCUAGAAAGCUCGCGGGUCUUGGACAACCCUGCACUGUCCUUCCUGACCACCUGGCUUGCUAUCAGCAACAGUUUCUGUAACUGUGUGAUCUACAGCCUUUCCAACAGCGUUUUCCGGCUCGGUCUCCGAAGACUGUCAGAGACCAUGUGCUCGUCAUGUAUGUGUCUGAGAGAUCGGGAAGCACGAGACCCAAAGCCUCGGAAGCGGGCUAAUUCCUGCUCCAUUUGAAGAGA